AUUUUCACUAAUAACAAAGUUACUAAUGGUGGACACUUAAUUUGGAUAACCCUGUAUAUACGUCUUGGUAUCAAAGUCAGACCAAUAAGUAUUCCAUACAAACCCGCUACACCAUGAAAUACUGGUUGCAUCUCCAUUUGCGAUGUAUAUAAAGGUUCAAAUAGGGUAUGUCUUAACGAAUUCUAGCCUUAUACAGAAUAAUUUCCCACACAGUAAAAUUUUUGGCGCGAAAUCAAAACCUAACCCAUACAUAUGCUUCACGCAAUCCUGAACCGCUGGUCCUCUCUAUCCUACCUGAGCCAAAUCCCAGGCGGCUUCCUAGUUGAACAAACGAACCUGAUCCAUGCAACGUUGCAAAGCGCUACUGGAAUCCUUGGCAGUACUGAACUGUCAUUUACGGUGGACCAGAUCAGUUCAUCGCGUAAGUAGGCAACAUCAUAUCAUUAAUUUGCAUGGGUGAGUAGUGAGAAAUUCCUUGUCGGAACAGGCUGACAGAGAAAUACACGUGCUUUCAGUUAAGAUUAGCAAAAACAAAGGGACAUUUUUUCUCAAGCAGAUACGUUGGGCAAUCAAAUAUUUUACCUUGUUUUGGAGCCUUUCCCACGAAAUAGUUGAUAUUAAAUUGUUUCAAAAUUUAUUCUUAUCCGUUAGAAUAAGGUAUACAUUUGCAUCGGAUCAUCUUGCAUCAUGCAUUACACUAGAUAAUUUAUAUCAUUUAUAAAAGCAUAUACUUUAGGGCGGGUGAUAACCGCAUUUGACACAGAAACAAAGUUAAUAUUUUUUGGGUUUCUCUCGGGGAUAAUAGUAAUGAUAAAAUAAUUAUGUUGCUGUCUGACCGCUAAUCCUUGACUUCUCUAGUACAGAAGUACUAGUCGAAUUUUGAGGAAAUUUUUACACAAGGUAAUUCCGCUGCCAAGAUGGGUUUUAAAAAUCGGCCAAGUGGCAACGAAGUUAUCGUCAAAAAGAGUCAAAAACUGAAAUCGCUCGGAGUUCGUUUCCUGACUUUUGAGAGACUCCGCAGGCACUAGACAGAAAGAUCAGAAGUCGUCAUGAUAAAAUAUAUCUAUUUAAUUUGGAAAGCUUGCAAUAUUAUUUUUUCGAGAACACGUAUUACGAGAAAGGGAUAGGGUAGAAGCAUACUUAAACAUAAUUCUUUCACUUUUGAUGACUACACUAUACAGAUGAGUGUUGCAGAAAACUAUUAGAGCAUGUGCCUAUAGCGCCUUACUUUACAGCUACAGCAUUUUUAUUGGUUGUUUGAAACAAGCAAGCUCAGAAAAAGCGACAUCAAAACAAAAGACUGUCACUGAGUAACUGCAGGUUGACGUUAGAUCUCCGUUUUUUUAGUCUAAUGGUAAGACCGGUCAUGGUUUACGACUGAAAUCAGUGCUGAAAGAAAAAUUAUUGUAUCAUGCGUUAUGCUAGAUAAUGAGUAUCAUCUUUAAAGAGCGCUCUACACUUAGCCCGCGAAUCACGGCGCGAUUUCGCGGCGCGAAUUUGCCAAGACUUUACCAUGGACUCCACACUCGCAAUAGUUCGCAGCAUUUUCAGUCAUCGUUCGCAAAGUUCGCAACGUUGAGCGAUAUGGACGUAAAUGUUGCUGCUGCUGCGGCCCCUACAUUGUGCGCAUUAGCAAACUAUAACUACGUGUAUUUUAAGAAUACGACGGAAAUUAAGAAACGGUGGAGAAAGCGAAGAUGGUGGAUGACAAGUAUUCAUCGUAAUAGAACAACGUAAGUAUACAUUUAGCAGUUUCAUAGGAACCUAACCUAUAAUAAAUUAUUAAUUAUCUUUAAUGUAAUCAUUCCGAAUGCUUAUUUUUACAGGAUAACAAUGGAAAAGCAGCUGAGUGAAUUAGUGGCAGAACCAUCUGGUGAAUUCCAUAAGUUAACUCGGAUGUCUUUAGCUGAUUUUGAAUAUUUGCUUAAUCAAAUUUCAAGCAAGAUUUCAAAACAAGAUACUCAAUUACGAAAAGCUAUUCCAGCUCAGAUACGUUUAGCCAUAACACUGAGAUAUUUGGCGACAGGAGACGACUUCCAAAGUCUACAUUUCCUAUUUAAGAUUUCUCCUCAACUGAUUUCGAAUAUUAUACCAGAAGUAUGCAGUGCUCUAAACGAAGUAUUAAAGGACGAAAUUAAGAUUCCUUCGUGGCCAAAUGAAUGGUUAGAAAUCGAAAAAGGAUUUUCGCCAACAUUACCCCGAGCUAUUGGGUCUAUAGAUGGCAAACAUAUCGUUUUGGAAAGCCCAAUUAACUCUGGAUCUCAAUAUUACAAUUACAAACGAACAUUUAGUAUAGUACUACUAGCAGUAGUAGAUAGCCAAUACAAAUUUAUUUUUGCUGAUAUUGGAUGUCAAGGAAGAAUUAGCGACGGUGGAGUGUUUGGAAAUUGUCUUUUGUGGAAAAAAAAUGCACAAACCAAUUAAAUUUACCAACACCGCAUCCUCUUCCUAAUUCAAAUAUUGACGUACCCUAUGUCUUCUUGGCAGACGGAGCUUUUGCCCUUUCACAACAUGUUAUGAGACCAUUUCCUGGUAACCAUAACGUGAGCACUAGGCCACGUAAAUUUAACCAGAAAUUAUCAAGAGCACGGGUUGUUGUAGAAAAUACGUUUGGUGUAAUGGUGACAAAGUUCCGAAUUUUUAAAAGACCUAUUCAACUACAGCCAGAUAAAGCCGGUAUUGUGACCAUGACAUGUAUUUUAUUACACAAUUAUUUGAGGCGAAGCAGGACUUCUUCCCACAUUUAUACACCACCCGGUACUAUUGACCAAUAUGACAACAACGAUGUACUUAUACAACCCGGUUCGUGGAGGAGUGAAAUUGAAAGAACAUCUGCAAUUCGUAAUGUGCGACAUAUACCCCGCCGUGCCGCUGCUAAUGCCAUCGAGAUAAGGAACGAAUUUUGUAACUAUUUUAAUCGUUAAAAUGUAUAAAUAAGUGACCAUUAAUAAAACAUUACUUACCGUAUUAAUAGUUUUAUUACAUUUUGUGGUGUCGCUCAAGAAGGCAUCCAUAAAUUCAUAGGUGAACCAAACGGGCUUGUAAACCUCGUCGGAGCCAGCACCUGAACUUAAGGAUUUCUUUACUUUAGUUUUAUAGCUUCUGUAGCUUGAAAGCAACGAAUCUCUUUUCUUCUUCAAAUCAGGAACUGGUAUCUCCAUAAUUGCGCUGAUGCGCAUCCAUGCGUCGUGCAUUUUUAAUUUAUUUUUGUGAUCCUUUUGUUUGGGGUCCCACAAAAUAGGUUCUGAUUGGUAAAUCUCGAGAAAUUGCAUCUCCAUUUCAUUCGACCACGUUACGCUCAUUUUGUCCACAUUAAAUCCGACUGGCACGUACAACAGCUCGAUCAACACUGGGCGUCGCAGACUACGAGUGUGGAGUCAUGCACGUUCCUGUCGCGUUCGCGCUUCGCGCUCCCUUUGACGCGGUACAAAACACCGACAAAAAUCGGGGAAAAAAGCGCGAAUCCGCGGAGAAUAUGCGAAUCGGCUCCACACUUAGCCCGCUUUUAUGCACGCGUUUUUUGUCGCCUGUCGCGUGGCGACAAAAAACGCGGCGUUUAUAGAUGAAACAAAAUGGAACUUUUGUCUAACGUUGUUUGUGGCGUGUCGCUUUCAGAUAGAUCAGUGGCCAUCGUAUCGUCUAAACAAGGAAGUGUGGUGCAUUGAUAAAUAAUGGAUCCGUGUGUUGUAUACUUGGCAUACAAAUAUAUAAUCAAAAAGAGACGCAAGAGACGUUGGAGCGUUCACCCAAUAAAUAGUGCAAGAAAUCUCAGAGGCACAUAUUAUACACUACACAAAGAACUAAGACGAGACAAUGACAAAUUCUUUAAUUAUUACCGUAUGUCGAUAGCUUCCUUUGAUGAGCUAUGUGAAAAGUUAAAAAACACUUUCAAUAAAGAUAGGGAGCUGAUUCAAGGAUUUGCAUUCGAAGCAGAAGAAAUGUUAUCAAUGACGUUGAGGUAUUUAGGUUCAGGAUGUACCUAUACAGAGCUGCACUACAGCUACAGAUUAGGGGUCACAACGGCAAGUCUUCUAAUUCCAAGAGUUUGCGUUGCCCUAUGGCGUACAUUACAGGAAGAGUGCUUUCCUGUACCUACUGAACAACGUUGGCGCCAAAUUGCCCAUGAUUUUGCAGAAGGUACCAAUUUUCCUAACUGCAUUGGCUCUAUUGAUGGUAAACAUUGCAGGAUAAUCGCGCCUGCACAUAGCGGAUCACUGAAUUAUAAUUACAAGAACUUUUUUUCCAUUGUUCUAUUAGCUAUUGCCGACAGCAACUGUUGUUUUAUAUACAUCGAUGUCGGGUCCUAUGGUAAGGAAUCGGACUCCAUGGUGUUUAGACAAUGCUCCUUGUUUAGAAAAUUGGAAGAAGAUACCUUACAUAUCCCAAAACCUGAGAAAGUAGCAGAAACAACACUGCCAUAUGUACUCGUUGGGGAUGAGGCGUUUGGACUAACAAAUAACUUAAUGCGACCUUAUCCUGCAAAGAACUUAACAGAAAAAAGAAGAAAUUUUAAUUAUCGCUUGUCUAGAGCAAGAGGGAAAGUAGAAUGCUCCUUUGGAAUUUUAACUAACAAAUGGCGUAUACUGCAUCGACCGAUGAAUGUGAUGGAGGAAGUCGCUGUAUCCAUCAUCAAAGCUUGCUGUAUAUUACACAAUUUUGUUCGUGUGAGGGAUGGCAUCAGAUUUGAGGAUACUUUGACAAUAACAGGGCUGCAUGAUAAUGAUAGAGCAGAACCAGAAGGACGUGGACGUAAGUCUGCUUACAAAUACAGAGAUGCUUCCGCUGACUAUUUUAGCAGUCCAGCAGGGGCUGUGCCAUGGCAAAACACCAACAUAUGA
Messenger RNA from Acanthoscelides obtectus, 4838 nucleotides. The record is from the annotation of a GenBank genome assembly. Lineage: Eukaryota; Metazoa; Arthropoda; Insecta; Coleoptera; Chrysomelidae.